GCCGCGCGCUCUGGAGCCUAUGCGAAACUAAUAAAUAAUAAUGUCUUCGUUACGAGCAAAUUACACCAGUUGCAGUGUUGAUGGGUGUAGAAACAACAAAAGGAAUAAACAUUUAUCGUUUUUUGCCCUACCGGGAGACAAGGAAAUGCGAAACAGAUGGUUAGAAAUCAUAGAUAGAACUGAUCUAUUAGAAAAAGAAGAUUUGAAACCAAGAAACUACGUCGUUUGUUCAGCUCAUUUUGAAAAAGACAUGAUUAUACAGACACCUCGCCUAAGGCCAGAAGCAUUGCCUACCAAGUAUAUUCCAGAAGUGUCUAAUAAUUCUACAAGUACCACUGAAACAACCAGGGAUGUAUCUACACAAACGGAUUGGGAAGUCAACAUAACAUGUAUUAAAGCAAAUGUUACAUCCAAAUCCGUAGAAACACAAACGGAUGAAGAAAGAAAUGUUAAAGUGCAAACAUCUCUAGGUCUUUCUACUGGUACCCUAAGGAAAAGGAAACUUCGGACAGGACUACAGGACCCUGAAGAAAAUAGAAGAAAAUUAGAAAUAGUUAAGAAGAAAAUAAUGAGACUACAGAAAAUUGAAAAAGAACUUGAAGGUGAUACCCGUCACUCACGCUCCGGGACCUCCGGGUGGGAAGUUGUAGAUAUGUGACCUCAAAACUAAUGUUCCUAACAAUG
Molecule: messenger RNA, 684 nt
Organism: Cydia fagiglandana
Lineage: Eukaryota; Metazoa; Arthropoda; Insecta; Lepidoptera; Tortricidae
Exons: 2
Coding region: 41-658 (205 amino acids)
Molecular function (GO): sequence-specific DNA binding
Source: RefSeq, a predicted model, not a curated record